Molecule: messenger RNA, 2026 nt
Organism: Oryzias melastigma (Indian medaka)
Lineage: Eukaryota; Metazoa; Chordata; Actinopteri; Beloniformes; Adrianichthyidae
Gene: nmd3
Product: NMD3 ribosome export adaptor
Exons: 16
Coding region: 186-1700 (504 amino acids)
Biological process (GO): ribosomal large subunit export from nucleus
Cellular component (GO): cytoplasm; nucleus
Molecular function (GO): ribosomal large subunit binding
Source: RefSeq, a predicted model, not a curated record
GCAUUCUGAAAUAUAUUCAGGCACACGAAGACAGCCUUUUGGGUCCUGAAGGUCCAUGUGACGCACGAGCAAUCCCUCGGUCCUCGGCUGGCAAAACGUGGACAACGUUUCUUCACGGUUUGAGGAUUCACCAGUCUACACAGAGAUCAAUGUUUUAAACUGAGCUGCAGGACAGAUUACCAACCAUGGAGUACAUGCAAGCUCCUGCCACGAACAGCCAGGGGAACAUCCUCUGUUGUACCUGUGGUGUCCCCAUUCCCCCAAACCCAGCCAACAUGUGCGUAGCCUGCUUGCGGACUCGGGUGGACAUUUCAGAGGGAAUCCCCAAGCAGGUCACAGUGCACUUCUGCAAGCAGUGUGAACGGUAUUUGCAGCCACCAGCUACAUGGAUGCAGUGUGCUCUUGAGUCGAGGGAGUUGCUGGCCCUUUGUCUGAAAAAACUGAAAAGCUCUAUGACUAAAGUGCGUCUCAUCGAUGCUGGUUUUCUGUGGACAGAGCCUCACUCCAAGAGGAUUAAAAUGAAACUGACCAUCCAGAAAGAGGUGAUGAACGGCGCCAUCCUGCAGCAGAUUUUCGUGGUGGAGUUUGUCGUCCAGUCCCAGAUGUGUGACGACUGCCACCGCGUGGAGGCCAAAGACUUCUGGAAAGCUGUGGUUCAAGUCAGGCAGAAGACCGUUCACAAGAAGACCUUCUACUAUUUAGAGCAGCUGAUCCUAAAACAUAAACUCCACCAGAAUGCCCUCAACAUCAAAGAAAUUCAUGAGGGCAUCGAUUUUUACUACGGGUCCAAGCAGCACGCUCAGAAGAUGGUCGACUUCCUGCAGUGCACAGUUCCCUGCAGGUGUAAAGCAUCCCAGCGUCUCAUCUCCCACGACAUCCACUCAAACACGUACAACUAUAAGAGCACUUUCUCUGUGGAAAUCGUUCCCGUGUGCAAGGACAAUGUUGUGUGCUUGUCACCACGGCUGGCCCAGAGCCUGGGGAACAUGGGUCAAGUGUGCGUGUGUGUCCGUGUCACCAGCACCAUCCAUCUCAUCGAUCCCAGAACUCUGCAGAUUGCUGAGGUGGAUGGAAACACUUACUGGAGACACCCCUUCAACAGUCUGUGUAACCCACGGCAACUGGAAGAGUUCAUUGUGAUGGACAUGGACAUCAUCAGAGACCAGAAGCUCGGUGCUGGAGCUGGAGUGAGGUCCAACAAGCACACCCUGGCUGAGGUGUGGGUCCAGAAGACGUCAGAGAUGGACACGAGCCAGCAGUAUCACUGCCGUACCUUCCUGGGCCACCUGCUGAACAUCGGAGACCUGGUUUUGGGAUAUGAUUUUGCCAAUUCCAACAUUAACGAUGAAUUCCUUAACAAGAUGAACCCUCAGCAUGUUCCUGAUGUGGUGUUGAUUAAGAAGAGCUACGACCGCAGCAGGAGAGUGAAGCGCAGAAACUGGAAACUCCAGGAGAUGAACAGAGACCGGGAAGGUGCAGACACAGAUGAUGAGAGGCAAUACCAGGACUUCCUGGAAGACUUGGAGGAAGAUGAGGCUCUAAGAAGGAACGUCAACAUCUACAGAGACGCAUCCAAGAUCCCGGUGGAGAGCGACACAGACGACGACGGAGCGCCACGCAUCUCUUUGGUGGAGAUGCUGGAAGAGCUCAGCCUGUCGGACGCCACGGGAGGAGAGGGCGCCGACAUGAUGACAGAGUAGCCCUUACCUCAGUGCACGUGCAGAUUUAUCCGUUUUGGCUGAUGGCACAAUAACAGCAACUUAAAAUAAAUUGAAGUCUGAAUUGACAUUUAUCUAAACAAACACGUUUACUGAUCCACAGAAUAUCUGACUUUGGUGUACUAACAUUUAAGCUUUGAAUGAUUAGUUUAAUGGUUAGAAGUGCAUAAUUACAGAGAAAUUUCAGUCUUUUUGAUCUGAAAAUGUAUUUCUGACUUUCUUGUAUAGAAUAAAUUCAUCUUUGUACCAAAGAAAGUACAAAUUCAGUGGCGCUCAUCUGUCAAUAAAUAAUACAACGCUUAAAUAAA